Messenger RNA from Phlebotomus argentipes, 3395 nucleotides. RefSeq names its product run domain Beclin-1-interacting and cysteine-rich domain-containing protein (gene Rubicon). Gene Ontology annotation, cellular component: intracellular membrane-bounded organelle. Gene Ontology annotation, molecular function: phosphatidylinositol phosphate binding. The transcript has 4 exons. Bases 334 to 3147 code for a protein of 937 amino acids. The record is from RefSeq and is a predicted model, not a curated record. Lineage: Eukaryota; Metazoa; Arthropoda; Insecta; Diptera; Psychodidae.
AUAUUACAAAAUUCCAGUAAAAAGUUAUGAAAAUCUCCGAAUAGUCACAAUUUUCUAUCAAUUUCCCUCAAAACUACACAGUAAAGUAAAUUUUACACAAAAAAACCCUCUCAUAUAACACUUUCAGCGACAGUUACAGUUCAAAUUUCCCACCAUUUCGCACAGUAGAACAGUUUUCGCGCAGUUCAGCGACUGUCGCUGAAAUCUGACAGUUCAGGAAUGUGUGAGAAUUUUGCCCAAAACAAUAAUAAUAGUGCACAAUUUGCAGUGAUAUCGCGCUUUUCCGCCCAGGAUGAGUAAUUUCCCAGAGUGUCUUCAGCACCAGUAGUCGAUAUGGCAGACAAUGGGGCGGGAAUCCCCUCGGGUUCACGCGUUCACACGCGCUGUGACCACACAAAGCUGCUCUCCGACGUCCGGGAUGCGAUUCUGGGUGGAUUUCAGCGUCACGGGGAGAUCGUCAGCGAGAUGGAGAGAUUUCCGCGGCUGCUGCAGGCCAUGGAGGCCAUCCUGGUGCACGGGAUGAGGAUCUCCAAGCCAGAUGGAUCGCCGGAUCUGUGGCGCUUCAUCGAGGCCCUGAGCUGGUUGAAUCCCUCCAUGGCAGUGUCAGUCGCGCACACGAGCAACCUCUCGCCAGUUCACAUCCCGCACUCGCGCAUCAAGUCCAACCGGGCGCUCGCGUGGCUGUACGAGUGCCUCAAGGGCCACACGUUGUCCGUGAAACUCUCCUGGCUGCUGUCGGACUUCGAGCACCUCAGCAAUUGCUACGAAGCCACGGCGUUUCUGCGCUCGGAGAAGUUCGCCAGAGGUCUGUUCCUGUGCCUAGAGGCUGUGGAGAGUGGCCACAUUGACGCCAUCGAGGCCAUCGAUCCGAGUCUCCUCGUGGACGGCGCCACAAGUCAUCGCAGAUCCAGCUCUCACCCCGAAUUCCCCUCCAAGAUGGGCAACAAACCCUCCCUGAAGGUCAACUACGACAGUCCUGAGGACUUCGACACCGCCGAGGCCACUGAGGAGCCCGUCGCCAGGCCAAAGACCGUUCGGACGCGCAAGAAGUCCAAGAAGUCGCGCCAGAGAAAGUCCCGCAAGUCCAGGCUCAAGGCCAGCAGCAGCUUGCCCAACAUUGCGGCACUGGAAAGAGAGCCGCGGGCGCGCAGCAUGACCAUCACGCAGCCCAUCUCCAUUCCCUACAAACCCGUGCGACUCACGGCGGAGUCUCUGGAGCAGAACGCCCAGAAGAUCGUGCCUUCCUUCAGCUACAAGACGUCUAGAGACGCGGGAUCGGACUGUGGAGGCUCAGCGUCCAGAAUACUGGAGAAAUCCACUCCCACAGACUUGAUGCCCAUUCAGCUGGUGAAGUGUGACGACAUAAAGAUCCACUUUGACAAGAGAUUCACGCCAAAGACGCCAGCUUCCGCAAGCGAUGCCAGUCCAGCGGUUCAGGUUCCCGAAGUCCCUGAAGCGAGUUCAUCUUCAGUUAAUACUCCAACGCAGAGGAAUCUCUUCUCCGUUCUGACCACAAAGAAGUCACUCUAUCCCUAUUUGGAUGUGACGCUGGAGAAGGGCGAGAGCAGUGGCAGCAAUGGAACGCCUUUCCAGUCAAAUCUCUAUGCGUCACCGUCUCCGGGUGACUUUAUGAAUAACUUUAUUCCACUGCCAGGCGAGAAGAUCCGCAAUCGCUAUCGCAAGACGUCUCUGCUCGAGGGACUGAGUUCGAGUCCACUGGGAAUAACGCCCACGACGAGUCGCACUGAGCAAGGCUCGAGGCAGCCGACAAGAGGCCAGAGUCUGGCGUCGUACCUGCAAUCGGCGCAGUUUUCGCAGACAAACUCAGAUCUUGAGCGGGAGAAUGCGCACUUCAGUGUCUCGGAUGCCAUGAUUGCGGCCAUUGAGCAGCUCAAGUGGACGAAGAUUGAGAAGGACGAGAGCCGCGUGGGGGAGAAGAUGCGAAGUGUGAGGGUGAGAUCGAGACUGAAGAGAUGGGAUGGCGAGGCGAAUGGCCGAGUGGCGGGCACGAGUUCCAGUCCGGACAAUGCGUGCUCGUCCACGGAGAGUUCCGAAGUGUCCUUAGAGAAUCUCAGUAUCUUCAAUGAGUCCAACUCGUCGGACGACAUGAGGCUGUCGGAAUCGUCCCAGAACACCAAUGAUCACGUGGCGUACGCGGAGUGGGGCGAGAACACGCUGGAAGCGCUAUCGGCGGAAGGAGUGGCGCUGAGUCUAAUCUCGAAGUUCAGUGACAAACAACUGCCGCGCGCCUCUGAGCUGCUCUGGAUGAGUCCGGACAACGAGCCAAUGUCCCCGCAGACGCCCGGAGUGGCGCACAACAGCCUCAAUGGCGGUCACACGGACAGAUUCCGCAUGAAUUCUGUCCUGCGCGGCACCAAGGAUUGGGCUCCGCCGCGAGCGCAGAUCAUCUUCACGCGACACGCGUCGCCGAAUCGCAAGGAGCUGAUCACGCAGCAGAACUUCCGCUGUGCCGGCUGUGGGAUGCGCGUGGCCAAGGCGUACGCGCACAAGCUCCGCUACUGUGCCUACAUUGGGAAGUAUCACUGCACUGGGUGUCACAGGAAUCAGAUCUCCGCCAUUCCGGCGCGCGUUCUCGAGCGCUGGGACUUCUCCUGUCACCCCGUGUCGGUGUUCUCGUACAGACUCCUCGACCAGAUCUGGUCGUUUCCGCUCUUUCGCAUCCCAGAUCUCAAUCCGCAGCUGUACGAGAAGGUGAGGAUGCUGAAUCUGGCGCGUCUGAAGCGUAGCCAACUGAAGUUCAUCGAGGAUUUCAUACGCUCCUGUCGCUUCGCCAUGCAAGUGCAGAAGCUGUUCGAGAACAUCCCCAAUCAUCUCACGAUGGACAUCGAUGUGUGGUCGAUGAUGGACUUGGUGGCGGUGAAGAAUGGAUCGUUCAAGAGGGACGUUUCGCUCUUCAUCGAGAAGUGCGAGGAGCACAUUUUGAGCUGUGAGCUGUGCACGGCCAGAGGAUUCUUCUGUGAGCUGUGCACGAAGAAAAGCGUGAUAUUCCCGUGGCAGCCAAAUAUUCGACGGUGCGGCGAGUGCGGCACGUGCGUCCAUGACAAUUGCUGGCGGGGAGAGUGUCCCAAGUGCAGGCGACUGAAGCAGCGGCGACGCGGUGAGGGCACAAAGAGCACUUCCGGCUAGAGGAGCAGAUAAGUUAAUUUAUUUUCGCUAACAAGAGGCCACAAAACAAGUCCUUUUACCAACACCUCUCACAGACCUUUCCUCGGGAGAGAGAUAGUGCAAUUAUAUUUUGAUGACGGAGCAAAGUAGUUUCUUGGUGAUUUAUCAUUCAUUGACUUUGACCUAUUCCUGUUCUUUUGGCCAAACUGGUGCGCACACAAUGAGCGGCACGUGUUGCAGUCGGCAGACAGGUUUUUGCCAUACUUUUG